Alternaria hordeiaustralica is the source of this 1500-nucleotide messenger RNA. RefSeq lists its product as uncharacterized. NCBI's taxonomy places the organism in Eukaryota, Fungi, Ascomycota, Dothideomycetes, Pleosporales, Pleosporaceae. The record is from RefSeq and is a predicted model, not a curated record. The transcript is spliced from 4 exons. Bases 1 to 1500 code for a protein of 499 amino acids.
AUGCGCCUUCUACAACGUUCGUCCGACUCUGUCGGCUUCAGCCUUGUUGAACGGUUCAAGGAAGAAGUCCCGCCCUACGCAAUCCUAUCGCACACCUGGGGUUCGAACGAAGAUGAAGUCACAUUUUCAGAUAUGAGAGACGAGCGAGCCAAACGCAUCCCUGGUGCCGAGUUAACGGAAGCCAUCAACUCCAUGUACAAGUGGUACCAGCAGGCUGAGAAGUGCUAUGUUCUUCUUUCUGACGUGGAAAUCGAUGUGCCUGUCGCAGACAUAUCCGAGGAACAAUGGGUGCAAAUAUUCCACAGCAGUAGAUGGUUCCAGCGCGGUUGGACACUGCAAGAGAUGCUUGCGCCGAGAGUUGUCGAAUUCUUCUCGAGAACGGGCAAAUCACUGGGCGACAAAGUCACACUGCUACAGGCUCUCCAUCUUCGAACCCGGAUACCUGUUCUGGCACUCCAGAGCGGUUCACUAGAAGAGUUUAGCAUCGACGAGCGCAUAUCAUGGAUUGAGGGACGUCAGACGAAAAGAGAAGAGGAUUCAGCAUAUUCUCUAUUGGGUUUGUGUGACGUCUACAUGCCGCUAAUAUACGGCGAGGGGUUUGGGAGGGCCUUGACCCGGUUGCGCAACGAAGCCGAGCGCUCGCUGCACGAUAAAGUGCCAAUCGAUCUACCUGGGGCACGUCGAUGGACGGUUCCUUUUCGGCGCGAAACCGAAUUCCAUCAUGGCGAUUGCUUGGAGAAGGUGUAUCAGAUAUGCUCUCAGAACGGUGGCUGGGCGUCCCUGAUUGGACCCGCGGGCGUUGGGGGUGUCAACAGUGAUAUUGCGAAUGUCGACGUCCGAGACUACGCUUCGUUCGACAUAGAAGACCACGUAAUACCAAUUCUUCAAGAAACUCCAAAUGCUUCCGAAUCAUCACAGCUCUUGGAAGGCAACGUGGCUGCAUUGCAACCAGACAAAAGUAGAGCCGAACCCACAGCGCCUAGAAAGGAAGUCCCCGUGUAUUGGACAUCCCGUGGUAAGCGCAUGUUCGACAAGUACGUUGACAUAGACCAUGGCGCUGUAAAGGAGCUCGAACGAGAGCUGCAAGCACGAUACAAGACUCCCACGAAGAAGACGCCUCGGAUCUUCGCACAGAUACUGCGCACAUCAAGUCGGCAGGGUGGAGAUGGGAAAAUGACAGACUUGGAGGCCGAACGGGGAGAGUGCGAGUUGCAGACUCGUUCCGGUGUACCCCGCCCAGUUCAUACUACGGCCUCGUUUGAACGUGGAUUCGAAGGUCGAGAAGGGGAGCCCCUUCGCUUGCUGGUCUGUGUGAACGCUCAAGGGAAGUUGAAAUUGACGCAGGAGGAUCUGCAACACAUCAACGACGAUCGUCAACUAUUCCAGCACCUUCGAAAGCGACUUUUGGCCAACCAACAUCGGGUGACCCUCACAGAUAUCAGAAGUUUCACUUUGGCCAAGGUAGGCUUCCAGGAGAGAUAUCGUCUUACUUGGGACUGA